Messenger RNA from Cadophora gregata, 873 nucleotides. RefSeq lists its product as uncharacterized. NCBI's taxonomy places the organism in Eukaryota, Fungi, Ascomycota, Leotiomycetes, Helotiales, Ploettnerulaceae. The coding region runs from base 81 to 410 and encodes 109 amino acids. The record is from RefSeq and is a predicted model, not a curated record. The transcript is spliced from 2 exons.
CGUCUUUGUUUUCCAAUGAUGUAGAAGCAUUUGGCUCUCUGCUCAGUCCUAGGUAAUCUAUCAAGAUAAUAACUUCACUAAUGCAACGCGACAUAAUUCAUAUCUUCACAGCUCUCCCGCAUCUCUCCUUUCCUCAAAUUCUGGCAUUAGAUGUAGCAUCACGAAUCUGGGGCUGUGAUGAGAAAAGGUUCACAUCUUAUCUUCGAACGAACCAUAGGGAAAUCUUCUUGGAUCGCGAUGAUAUUAGUGAACAUGAAGCUGAGCCCAUGCCCUGCAUGGUGUAUCUCUGGACUUUUGGAUUGCAAGGGCUUCCAGACAUAAUACUACGUGCUUGUUGUCAUUACCUAUGGUACAGCUUGAAAGACCGAAUGUGGCAAAGGCGACCCAGAGAAUCAUUUUUCGUAUGGUAAAAGUUGCACAAUGGUAUUUAACGCCCUAAAGAAGCUGAUGGGAUGUCAUCCGUUAACUCAAGCUUCAUCUGAGGUUCUGUCGGACUGGGGAUCAUGGCUCGGACAAGCGUCUGUGUGAGGGAACACCACCUAUGGGGCGAAUUGAACCACUUGAGGCGAGUUUUGUGAAGUGUGUUCAUGCUUUUCAUGCUGUGGAAGCCACAUGGCCAUUUUUAGGCGAGAAAAUGAAAUCAUAUCUGUCACACGAGCAGAAGGAAACGGUCUGCCGGUUUGUGGUGAGGGGAGCGUUGUAAAGAUAGAAAGUCGAAGCCAUAUACCGCCCCAUGGCUCGUUCGGAGACGUUUUACAGAGUACCCUAGUAUUCGUAAACAAACUUCAACGGCAUGGCCAUCCAUACCUAGUAUAUUGACGUCCGGUACUCGACCUACUGGGCAGCUGGGUCGGGUCGGGUACGGCAACCGAG